AUGCACACAUCUGUUCUUCCUUCGUCACAGACGUCUGAGCAGGUAGACAUUAAAAAUGGUGUGGAGAUGAGUCUCUUUCAGGCUAUUAACUCUGCCUUGGACCUUGCGCUAGCUAAGAACGACAAGACAGUGCUUCUUGGGGAAGACGUCGAAUUUGGGGGUGUCUUUAGGUGCUCUCUCAACUUGGUAAAAAAGCACGGACCCAAGCGCGUGUUCAACACACCACUAAGUGAACAGGGAAUCGUGGGCUUCGCCAUUGGAAUGGCGGCUGUCGGAUGGAAACCAAUUGCAGAGGUGCAGUUUGCGGAUUACAUCUUUCCAGCCUUUGACCAAAUCGUCAAUGAAGCAGCGAAGAUGCGAUUUCGUUCUGGUGGAUAUUUUAACUGCGGUGGCCUCGUCAUACGUGCACCGUGUUCGGCAGUUGGACAUGGAGGUAUUUACCAUUCCCAGAGCGUAGAGGGUUUUUUUAACCACUGCCCCGGUAUCAAAAUUGCAAUGCCGUCAACACCGUCUGAGGCAAAGGGACUUUUGCUGCAAUGCAUAGAGGAAGAGGACCCCUGCCUCUUCUUUGAGCCUAAAAAGCUUUACCGAUCCGCAGUGGAGGUAGUGGAUCCUGAGUACUACACAAUUCCACUUGGAAAGGGCCGACUCCUACAGGAGGGGACUGACGUGACGAUCGUAACGUACGGCACGCAGGUCAGUGUGGCCUCCAAGGCAGCUGAACGCGCGGGUGACAAUGGUAUCUCCGUUGAGCUCAUUGACCUGCGCUCGUUGAAGCCGUGGGACCGUGAGAUGGUUGCAGCAUCUGUUCGCAAAACCGGACGAGUUAUAGUGACUCACGAGGCUCCCCAAACCAGCGGGUUAGGCGCGGAGUUAGUUGCGAGCAUUGCAGCAGACUGCUUCCUCUCACUGGAGGCGCCUCCAAUGCGUGUCUGUGGCCUUGACACGCCCCACCCGUUUCAUGAGCUGCCGUACUUGCCAAGCGAGGCGAAACUCUACGAAGCCAUAAAACACGUCGCCUCAUAUUAA
Trypanosoma grayi is the source of this 1029-nucleotide messenger RNA. Its product is annotated as 2-oxoisovalerate dehydrogenase subunit beta. The coding region runs from base 1 to 1029 and encodes 342 amino acids. The record is from RefSeq and is a predicted model, not a curated record. Gene Ontology annotation, biological process: response to nutrient; branched-chain amino acid catabolic process. Lineage: Eukaryota; Euglenozoa; Kinetoplastea; Trypanosomatida; Trypanosomatidae. The transcript has a single exon. Gene Ontology annotation, molecular function: catalytic activity.